AAUAUAAAACAAAGUGUGUCCUUUUCUGCCAAAGGAAGUAAAUUAGGAUUUGUAUGUGUGGUUGACCCUCGAAUAAUGGACGCUUGAGAUGAAUGCGAUGAAGAACGUGGAACCCAUGAUUUCAAAAGUUGAAAGUUUUUGAGAUUGUCAACUCUUUUCACUCUCUCUUUCUCUAUUUAGCUUUCUGGUUUGCCCUGUGCCCACGUUUUAUCCCACCACUUCUCCCCAACCCCAAAAUACCUCGUAUAUAUAUAUAUAUAUAUAUAUAUAUCUUCCCUCUUGCUCUCAUAUAUACCAACAGACAUAAAACAUUGUAUAUAUAUAAUAAAAGUAUUAUAUAGAGAUCGAUCGAGGUGGAAAAAACACGCAGAUAUGGCAUUAUUCGUAGGUCGACUAAUGUGUUUGUUUCUCUUGUUUGCCUAUACUCUUCAACUAUCUUCUGCCCGAAACGCCUUUAUACUUUCAGAAAAAGUAGAAAUGGAUUUGCCGAUGAUGAGGGUGCAGCCAGGGAUGAGGUCUCUGAAGGUGAGCACCAACGACUAUGACCAACCAAGUGCUAAUCGGGGCCAUGAUCCUCCGGGCACUUCUUCUCCCGGUAGGGGCGGAUCAGGCGGUGGCCGCCGGAGAGGCUAAUAAUAAUAAUAAUAAUAAUAAUAAUAAUAAUAAUAAUAAUAAACUAUGAAUAAUUUGAAUAACUACUUCAUUUUCUGUUAUUUGACCGACGUAUCUCUAUUAUAAUAUAUAUAAUAAGUUGGUUUUUA
Molecule: messenger RNA, 761 nt
Organism: Cannabis sativa
Lineage: Eukaryota; Viridiplantae; Streptophyta; Magnoliopsida; Rosales; Cannabaceae
Product: protein PSY3
Exons: 2
Coding region: 373-633 (86 amino acids)
Source: RefSeq, a predicted model, not a curated record